GUUUGCGCAGGUGAAUCGACAGGACAGGCGUGGUUUCUUACCUCGUAUCAUCGUCCCUCGCAGCCCACUAUUGCAACACUCAACGUCGCCGGUCCCUCUCACUCAUCGCCCCGCUACCGUCAUCGGAUCCGGACGCCUCUCGCGUGCAGCAAUUUGCACGUUGUUUGAAACGUGGAGGCAGGCAGUCCAUUGGUCCCUUUGACGCUGAAAGGUACAGAAAAUGCCGACUUGAGAUGGUCGACUGAUCGAUCCUAAGUACCAAUGCUUGGACAUCUGAAAGCCACGAUGUCGCCAAAACGAUCUGUUUCACACACCACCCUUCCCUUGCGACGAUCCAAAAGACUCAAACGCACCGAAUCGACUGCGGAUUCAAUGCCAGCGGUCCUCCAAGAGUUUCGCAGCGAAGGCUCCCCACAGAAAGCCAAAAAGUCGGCAGAGUUCUUCAAGACUGGCCUGGGACAGUAUGGGGAAGGGGACAGAUUCCUAGGGAUCAAUGUUCCCACUUCCAGGACAUAUGCCACGCGAAUGAAGCAGUUUUCUCUGCCGCUGAUCCGGGAGCAUCUUCUACAAUCGAAGUACCACGAGGAACGGCUUCUUGGAUGGCUCGCUGUGACCGAGCAAUUCAAAGAAGCGCGGAAAAACAAGGAUGAAGGCCAGAUGGGUCGCAUCAACGACCUUUACAUGGCGAACACCGCCUCGGUCAACAAUUGGGACAUCGUGGACACCACAGCGGACAAGAUUCUUGGCGUCUAUCUCCACGACCACACGGCGCAGCUGGCCGGCGCGGACGGAUUCUUCGCGACACUAUCACGCCUUGCUGUCUCUCCCGUUGUGUGGGAGCGCCGCAUCGCCAUCAUGGCUACCUUUCACUUUAUCAGGAUGGGGCUCAUAGCUGAGACUUUGAGGCUCGCAGAGAUGUUGCUUUCGGACGGACACGAUCUCAUACAUAAAGCGGUGGGGUGGAUGCUGCGUGAGGCGCACAAGAGGGAACCGCAGGCCGUGGAGGACUUUCUUGAAGUGCAUGCCAGGGAUAUGCCACGGACUAUGCUCCGUUACAGCGUCGAGAAGUUUGCGGCUGACCGGCGCAAGUUUCUUAUGGAGUUGAGAUGAAUGGGCAUCGUCUGAUAACAGAGUUGCAUUUUCUUCAAGCUUUAACACACUUGAUCAAGCGGUCU
Messenger RNA from Fimicolochytrium jonesii, 1175 nucleotides. Its product is annotated as DNA alkylation repair enzyme. NCBI's taxonomy places the organism in Eukaryota, Fungi, Chytridiomycota, Chytridiomycetes, Spizellomycetales, Powellomycetaceae. The transcript is spliced from 2 exons. Bases 262 to 1110 code for a protein of 282 amino acids. The record is from RefSeq and is a predicted model, not a curated record.